This is a messenger RNA of Aspergillus wentii DTO 134E9, 2942 nucleotides long. It is a transcript of the gene hrdA, whose product is annotated as E3 ubiquitin-protein ligase HRD1. The coding region runs from base 154 to 2475 and encodes 773 amino acids. Lineage: Eukaryota; Fungi; Ascomycota; Eurotiomycetes; Eurotiales; Aspergillaceae. The record is from RefSeq and is a predicted model, not a curated record. Gene Ontology annotation, cellular component: cytoplasm. The transcript is spliced from 3 exons.
CGCGAUCCUCUCUGGCUUUCAAUUUUUCAGCUUCCCAUUGCCCAUUCCAUCUUUUCAACAUCGUCAAUGUUAUCCUGAAAAAAUACAACAUCUUUUAAAGUUGACCUUGCCAGUGACAUCGGGCUUCUCGCCCACGUCUGUCACUUCGCGCCCAUGAGAUUAGCCGCUUAUGCCGGGGCCUCAGUGGCCCUGGCUACUGGUGUUUUCCUUAAAGCCAUGCACCAGAGAGCUAAUUUCUACGCUGCUUGUGUUUAUCUCUCACAGAGCAGCGCCAAUCUCAUGAUCUUGACCAAUCUAUCCCUCCUUAUCGCUGGUUUUCUGCUCUUCUGGCUUCAGCGACUCCUUUACGGACCUUUACGACCGAUCGAAACCGAGCAGCUUUACGAGAAGGCAUGGUUCGCUGUCACGGAAACAUGUCUCGCCAUGACAAUCUUUCGGGGUGAAUUAGGGGGCUGGUUCCUGGUUAUGUUUGUUGGUCUGUUGGUCGGCAAGGUCUGGGGAUGGAUUGGUGAAGGACGCGUGGAAUUUUUGGAGCAGCAACCUCCGGCUAACCCGCGAUUGUUCCAUACUCGACUAGCAGCUUCGCUGGUCUUGUCGGUCUUGUUCAACGCUUCCAUGCUGAGAUACUGUGUCCAUACUGUCCUUGAACAGGCCCGCCCGGAUAUGAUGGUUAUGUUCGGUUUCGAGUUCGCUAUCCUGACCAUCUUAUCAAGCUCAACUGCCGCCAGAUAUUCGAUUGCUCUGGUUGAGAUCUACAUCACGAACCAGCAGAUGAAGGCGAAAGUGGAAGAACGCCGGGCGGAGAUUCGAGAGUCUAGGGAUGAAAUACUCCGACAACAUGCGCAGUCUGGUGCAGGCGGAUUCCCCUCUAACUUGCCUGAUGAGAAUGAAAUCAAUGAAAUGGAGUUGGACGUCCCCGGAUGGGAAGAAAAAGGCCGAUGGGUCUUCUAUCUCGAUCUGGUCACCGACUUCCUGAAGUUGACGGUCUACCUUACCUUCUUCGCCAUACUAUUCACAUUCUAUGGUCUGCCAAUCCACAUCCUACGCGACGUGGUCGUUACAAUCCGCUCCUUUUGCCGACGGAUUAUGGAUUUCCUGCGUUACCGCAAUGCCACCCGGGACAUGAACGAGCGAUAUCCAGACGCGACUGCCGAGGAGGUUGGAAGAGAGGACGUUUGCAUCAUCUGUCGAGAGGAGAUGAUUCCUUGGCAGCAGCCUGCAGACGCCAGACCUGGUGCUCCUCGCAGGGUUCCCGAUAGACUGCGCCCAAAGAAGCUUCCGUGUGGCCAUAUCUUGCACUUUUCCUGUCUCCGAAGCUGGCUCGAGAGACAACAAAACUGCCCUACUUGCCGACGUCCAGUUGUUGUGCCUCGAACUCGUGGAAAUCCUGGUGACGCCAACAACGUGGGCGGUAAUGGGGCCGCUGUGCCACAGCAGAACAUCCCGGGCGGAAACCAAGCUCCUGGACGCAAUGGUGGUGCUCCAGAUGGAAUGCCUAGAGCUCGGGUAUAUCAGUUCGGACCGUUUCGAAUUGGGUUCGGUGCUGGACGAGGUGAUCUGUUCCACAACCUGCACCAGCAAAUUCAUCAAAACAAUGUUCCACUGCAGCCCGCGGGCAAUGUCAACCCGCCUGGAGCACGCCAGAUUGGAUUUGGAUUUGGAUUCGGACGGCCCCCGCCUGCGGCCGCACCGCAACCUGCUACACCAACCCCCAUGUCCAACUUUUCGAACAUCCAGAACAAUUUACAGCAGAUUGAACAGCAGAUCACACAGGAAAUCAACCAGCUUCGUGUUACUGCUGAUCAACUUCAUGUUGUACGGCUUCUACAAGCAGAACUGCAGAGGCUACGGGGUCUUCAAGCAAAUACUGCCCCCGAGCCGCAUGGCACUCCUCUUCAAACCCCUGACUUCUCAUCGCCCUCAACAUCUUCGAUGACAAUGCGCCGUCAAUUUAUCUCUGAUCCUCGAGCGCCGGCUUUGAGAUCUGGGGAUGCUCGACUACCAGAGGGAGUCAGUCUUCCCCAAGGCUGGUCUCUGCUUCCUCUCCAUUCAUUUGGACAGGGGCAAGGUGAAGCGAGAACCUCUAGCACCGUUCCCACUGCCCCAGAAACGUCCUCACCCGCUCAAGAGAACGCCACUGCUCACCAGCCCAGCCCACCCACUGAAAACACGGAAAAUCAACCUCGGCAUGGCGAUGCGGUCGAUGCACCAACGCCGACAGCAGCACAAGACUUGCCUAAUUGGCAAGCAGAUGCAGUCCCAGCGGCAGCCAGUCACCGUGCUGACUCUCCAUCUCAAGAAUGGACUGAUAUAACCCCCGAUGGACCUUCUGAAAAACCUGCAGGCCUGUCUGGCACUGAAGAUCGUGCGCAUUGCGAAGGCGAAACUUCAAACAAUGAGGAGGAAUCUUCAUCGUCGUCCAAGGGUAAAGCUCGAGUAGCAACAGUGGAAGAAGCGGUGGACGAUGAGAUGUGAUAAUAGAUUGAACGAGCAUUUUAUCUUUCCAUUUCCAUUUUGCUUGUUUCCUUCAAAUGGGAAAAAUACGAAGCGGUUUGUGGCGUUUUAGCGAUUCAGAAUCAUACCCGGUUUUUUUUGACAUUUCUACCUUAUUUUUUACUCUCUCCUUGUUUAUCAUAUGGCCAUUUUGCCUCCACUCAUGUCUCUAUUGUUUACUCGACUUUCGUGUUUCUAUGCUUAGAAUCCCUCUUUGCAUUCUUGGUCAAUGAAUGAUGGUUUCUCAUCUAUGGCUGAAUACGUGCAUUUGGUCUUGUGUAACGAAGAUGAGCAUCAAUAUGAGAUGCAUAAACCCAUCUGCGACAUACCAUAGUGUAGAUGCUGGUCUCAUAGAAUUUAUGGAUUUUGACUUGGUGUAUAACAAGAAUAGUAUACCAUUUCUUGGACCAUUAGUGUAAAAAAUCAACAGACACAAGGUGAUAAUCAAG